CCUCAAUCCGUCCACUUUGUCAGGGUCGGGAGGACUCUGUGACUCAUUUCUUCUUUGGGAGCCCAAAAGUGAAACCUAUUUGAUCAUAUAUACUUUAUGAAAAAUCUUUAUGGUUGAAAGCAGGCACAGUGGCAUUUUUACACAUAAUCUUCCCGGUAUAAUAUGCUGUCUACAAAAAUGUGACUGAAACUCAUUUGAAGAAAAAACCCUUCCGCUGCAUCAAAAGCCCAAAAUCAUCCCAAAGCCUAAAUUAGCAUCUUCUCUCACCCCCAACCCUAGAGUCCGCCGCUGAAGAGAAGCCGUCCUUGCUAAAGAGUCGCAGAGCCAUAUCCGUCUCGUCUGCUCCCUUCCGAUCCAUGGCAACCAACUUCUUCACCGCAUCGCCGCCUUCGUUGCUCUUCCCCUCCACUGUUGCUCAUCGCCGCCUUCGUUGCUCUUCGUCUCCAUUGUUGCUCAUCGCCACUAUUCCUCUUAAUCGCCUUCCUCAUUUUCUUCUCCUCUUCCUCUAUCUAAAGUUAAUGUUGAGCGGUGGCGAGGGAGAUGGGGGAAGGUUGGCGACGGUUGCUUGGUUAUGGCAGAGGGUUGGGGUAGCGGUUGUACAGGAUGAGAGUUUGGCCACUGGAGAGGUGAUGACGGCCCCCACCAGAUGUGGUGGCGCGGACAUGGUGGUUGUUGGUGAUAGUUGGUGGUUAAUGGCGGUGGUCUACCGUUUUGCAGGAAAAGGUUGGCGGAAAAAUUUUCCUGUGAUUACGACAUGUUUUUCCAAACAUGUGACCUGCUUAAUCACAUUUUUGACCUUUUAAAAAAUGGUCACAUUUUUGGAAAUCACCUUAAUUUGGUAAUAUUCAAAGAAAAAGCCCAAUGUAAUUUGAAUAAAUCGUUUAUGCUCGCAACUGGACUUCUAGCUUAUCUGGUUAAGAGAUUUGUAUAGUAGAUGAAAU
Molecule: messenger RNA, 941 nt
Organism: Cuscuta epithymum
Lineage: Eukaryota; Viridiplantae; Streptophyta; Magnoliopsida; Solanales; Convolvulaceae
Source: the annotation of a GenBank genome assembly